This is a messenger RNA of Mytilus trossulus (common blue mussel), 1261 nucleotides long. RefSeq names its product beta-1,3-galactosyltransferase 6-like. Gene Ontology annotation, biological process: glycosaminoglycan biosynthetic process. The record is from RefSeq and is a predicted model, not a curated record. The coding region runs from base 230 to 1237 and encodes 335 amino acids. The transcript has 2 exons. Gene Ontology annotation, cellular component: Golgi membrane. Lineage: Eukaryota; Metazoa; Mollusca; Bivalvia; Mytilida; Mytilidae. Gene Ontology annotation, molecular function: UDP-galactosyltransferase activity.
GUCAAGUUUCACUUUCACUUUGCAAGUUUUGACAGCUGUUGCCUAAUAAUCGACAAAAAUGAUCAAAGUAAUUAAUUUAAUGUGGUAUUUAUAUUGACAGAGACAUGAUGGUUUUAACCAAAGCUGAUUAUUAUUUGAAUCAAUAUUAGAUUAUCAUGUAAACCUUGAGAUGACCCUGUGAGUUGUAUAUCUUCAGUCGGCAGGUGUCUAUAGCUUUAUAUCAUUCAGGAUGAGAAGUUCCUCUAGUUUGGAGAGAAAGCUCAAUAAGCAUGCAACAACUAUACUAAUUGGAGGAAUAUUUUUUACAUUCAGCAUUCUUUUUUUCUUGUCAUUUUGUCAAAUGCCUUGUGAAGACCAAACAUAUGCAGCAAUGCAUAAGGACCAAUCGGAUCAGGGCUACUGGAACUUAUCACCAAGAAAGUCCUUUUCUUGUUUUUUAUUCAUAAGUGUAUUGUCAUCGCCAAAAAAUAUGCAUGAAAGAGAUGUUAUUAGAGAAACAUGGGGAAAUGAUUUACUGAAAGAUAUUGUUCUUCGAUUUGUUGUUGGUAUUGGGAAUUUGAAUAAAGAAGAGAAAGAUUCGCUUAGUAGAGAACACAUGCUGCAUAAAGAUUUACUCUUGUUAAAUUUCAAUGAAAGUUUUAAUGCUCUAACCUUGAAAGUAAAAGAGACAUUCAAAUGGGUUGAUAACAAUGUUGAUUUAAAGUUUUUUUUAAAAGUCGAUGAGGAUUCUUUUGUGAGAACAGAUGCCCUAAUGAGAGAAUUGAAACUAAAAACCAACAAAAGGCUUUAUUGGGGAUUUUUUGAUGGGAGAGCUCUGGCAAAACAGAAGGGAAAGUGGGAAGAGAAGGACUGGAUUCUUUGUGACAGAUAUUUACCAUAUGCUCUGGGAGGUGGAUAUGUUUUAUCAAGUGACCUUGUACAUUAUGUGUCUUCAAAUUCUAAACUUUUAAAAGCUUUUAAGAAUGAGGAUGUAUCUCUCGGUGCUUGGCUUGGACCAUUAGAUAUAAACCGAGUUCAUGAUCCAAGGUUUGAUACAGAAUAUAAAUCUAGAGGUUGUAAAAACUCAUAUUUAGUCACACAUAAAAUAUCAUCAAUGCUAAUGCGAGAGUAUGAUAAUAAUUUACAGAAAUUAGGACAUCUUUGUAGUCGAGAAUUCCAAGUUAGAAAAUCAUAUGUAUACAAUUGGAGUAAUCCACCAUCAAAGUGUUGUGAAAGGAUUGAUUCAUCUGUUCCAUAAAUAUAAUAAAAUCAUUUAAAACCA